AUGUUUUGCAAUAUUUCGUGGAUAUUUUUUGGAAGCCCUAAAAUAAUCUUUAAAAUAAUUUAUAAUAAUUAUUUUAUUUCAAAAGAUUGUUUAAAUCAACAAAUUAAUUUUGGAAAUUAUGGAUAUUUAGAAAUUCCAGAAGAAAAUAAUUUAAUAAAAAGUUCUUCCAUUAAUUGUUCUUGGCAAAUUAAUAUCCCUUGCAAAAAAGAAAAUAAUUUAUGCCCUUUUAAUAUUUUUGUGGAUUCUUUGGCUGCUACAGAAGAUGAUGAAAUUUUGUUCAAAACAAAUGAUGGCAAUACUAUUGCAAUAAAUUCAACAAAGUAAAUAAAAUAUAGCCUCCCUAUAAGAUACCCCCAAUAUUAGCGACACCUCUAUUUAACAGACGUUUUUUUGAAAAUUUGCUUGACCACUGCGGUGGGGGGGGGGGGAUGUUAAAUUGACACUUUCUGUUUAAUAUACUAUACCCUCUAUUUAAUAG
Molecule: messenger RNA, 478 nt
Organism: Meloidogyne enterolobii
Lineage: Eukaryota; Metazoa; Nematoda; Chromadorea; Rhabditida; Meloidogynidae
Source: the annotation of a GenBank genome assembly